Spirometra erinaceieuropaei is the source of this 504-nucleotide messenger RNA. Lineage: Eukaryota; Metazoa; Platyhelminthes; Cestoda; Diphyllobothriidea; Diphyllobothriidae. The record is from the annotation of a GenBank genome assembly.
AUGCGCAUCCACGAGAGCGGAAUUGACCGCAGCCUUGACACACCUACCCCGCCGAGCCCCACUCCCAAUCCACCACCUUGUGCACCCACUAACCACUCCCCAGCCGACAUCGACGCCACCGACCUUACCACCCCUCACUCCUCCCCUUCCUCCUCCUCCUCCUCCUCUUCCUUCAUCACUGCCACAACGACGGCCACUCCGGCGUCUGUAACACAUGACUUCACCACAGCCGCACCUGACACAACAACAGGCACAAGCCCUGCAACCUCCAUUAUCAGACGUGAGGGCCAGGGCUACAUCUGCCCUCACUGCGAUCGCACCUCCACUUCACGCAUCGGUCUGGUCGGUCACUUGCGAAUCCAUCGCACAGAGACUGGCGAACCAGUGCCUGGAGCACCAACCUACACCCAUCGCACUCGCCUCCACUGCACACACUGCCCUCGCACCUUCACGCAUCGCAUGGGUCUAUUCGGCCACAUGCGCAUCCACGACAACCUGCGGUAG